GUCUAUAUUCAGGUAAGCAAUGGAAGAUAGGGCUUGGGUCAACAUUGUAGCGCUCGUUGCUCAAAGGUAUAUGUCGUGGUGACGCCCUGUACCACCGUCCUUCUAGCAUUGCUCCAUUGCUUUGGUAUAAUCUCCUUAAUUCGACCUGGAGUCGAGUGCUCGAAGAUUGACAUCGACACCUCUUGCUGAACGCUCACCAUUACGGUUAUUACGCUGGACGUACAUUCUGAGUUUCAUUCUUCUGGCAUCCAUCCGAAUCAUGAUUGAGAACAUCUGGGGCUAUGAGCCUAUCGUACCAUUGGCUGUCGCAGCCGCGGCUGUGUUUGGUCUCGGUGCUGCCAUUCAUUUGAUCCAAGCCAUCUACUACCGAACCAAGUUCUUCGUGGCGUUCAUUGUUGGUGCAUUCAUGAUGACACUGGGUUAUGUUCUGCGAACACUAUCUGUCUUGCACCCAAACAACAUCGCUCUCUACGCACUCCAGAACAUCUUCAUUCUGCUACCGCCAUCGCUCUAUGCCGCGACACUGUACAUGACCUAUAGCAGACUCGUGGUAUUGGUCGAUGAACCUCAAGCAUCGAUUCUUCGUCCUCAGAUGGUUACAAACUUCUUCGUCUGUAUAGACAUGUUCUCUUUCCUAGCCACGGCGGGUGGUGGUGCAAUGAUAUCAGUCGAAGAGAUGGCACCCACAGGUAAGAAACUCGAGAUUCUCGGGCUGGCACUUCAGCUCUUGAGUUUUUGUCUUUUCUUGGCUAUCGCUAUCGUCUUUCGGAUUCGUAUCAGAAAGACUGUCACUGAGGCUGCUACCAAGAAACAUGGCAGAUACUCCUGGAAGACGAUGCAUUCUCUGCUCAUGGCUGCCGCCGUACUCAUCAUCAUACGAGCUACUUAUCGCAUCAUUGAGUUCUCGGAGACAGAGGUGUUUGUCGGUACGUUGAUGAGAAGGGAAGGAUACGCUUAUGUCCUUGAUGCUGUUCCGAUGUUUGUACUGCAGACUAUGUUUAGUGUCGUUCAUGCUGGACAGGUUCUGCCACGCAAAGGAGAAGGUAGAGAGAAGAUUGAAGGAUAUCUGGGAAUCACUGCGGAUCGCUGAGGGUCUUCGGCAGUUCUUCAUGUAUUGCAUUUUCAUUGCUGCAAGCUCUACCCACCUUCCUUCUCUGUCCGCUGUCUCUUGAUGCGUCUGGGGCUUCUUGUGCAUGCCAGACGGGACGGCUUUGGAGAUUUCCAGUAGCGAAUCACGCCCGAACUUGGUCAGACGUGUGCAAUACUAUAUACCAC
Messenger RNA from Aureobasidium pullulans EXF-150, 1275 nucleotides. RefSeq names its product RTA1 like protein. The transcript is spliced from 2 exons. Lineage: Eukaryota; Fungi; Ascomycota; Dothideomycetes; Dothideales; Saccotheciaceae. The coding region runs from base 260 to 1090 and encodes 276 amino acids. The record is from RefSeq and is a predicted model, not a curated record. Gene Ontology annotation, cellular component: membrane.